AUGGCGCCCUCAAAGUACCCGCCUGGGGCUCAACACCUAACACUCCGUCAAGUCGCUCAAACGACGCGGCAGCACUCAGAAGCGCCGUUCAAGCUGAACAAUGUGGCUAUCGCCAAAUCGGUCAUUGUAGUAGCCAACGUCGUCGGGUCAGAGCGAAAAGAGAGAAUGAUAUCCUAUGAUCUCGAUGAUGGUACAUGGGGCAGAGCCAUACAAGGAAAAAUAUGGAUUAACCAUGGUGACGAGACAGACGUGCCUGAACUAGAGCAUCUCCAGUAUGUGCGGGUACUGGGACGCCUGGACCACUUCACCACUUCAUCAGGAAAUAUCAUGAAGAGCCUUACCAUAGACACGAUCCGACCGAUAGAGAACCCACACGAAGUUCUCUAUCAUAUCCUUCGAACAAUGGCCGAGCCAUUGGUGAUGGCCCAUGGCCCACCGCCGCCAGAUGCGUGGUCGAAGCAACCCAAUGAACUGCUGGACCAGAAGCUAGACCAAGAGCUGGCCAGAGAAACCCACAAAUUAGUUGUCUCCAGUGCUUCGAAGCCGCCCACGCCUCCCAGUAGGCCUGCUUCUGCAGGCUCUCCUCGCAAGCCUCUUCCCCGCUUGAGCCUCAUCCAAUCGCAGGCUAGCGGCUCAGCUUCUGCAACCACCGAAGCGUCGAUCCAUAGUGAUCCUCUAAGCGGGCUGACCGAUCUUCAGCGAGAAAUCAUGCUGUGCAUAAUGAGAGACAACAGCGCGAAUAUUCAGUCCAAUCAUAUAUACCCGAAUCUUGGCCUUGGUGUACCCUCAUCAACACAUUGGGUAUCGCUGGAUGUUCCGAUGUCAUCAAUUCAGAAUAAUCCAAGACAUCGAGAUGUGUCGAGCACAGAAUUCAUUGGAGCAAUGGACUUUCUCGUCUCCAACGGAUAUCUGAAAGAGUCACCAAAAGGCGACUUUUUCUCUGUUCCCCAGCCUCGAGCUCGGAGGCCAUGA
This is a messenger RNA of Pleurotus ostreatus (oyster mushroom), 972 nucleotides long. RefSeq names its product replication factor A protein 2. The record is from RefSeq and is a predicted model, not a curated record. The transcript has 6 exons. The coding region runs from base 1 to 972 and encodes 323 amino acids. Lineage: Eukaryota; Fungi; Basidiomycota; Agaricomycetes; Agaricales; Pleurotaceae.